GCACUAGGCACAUUCCAAGGCACAUUCCAAGGCACAUUGGAUCCCUCCAAGCGCUUAGCACUUUAAGGAGCCGCCAACACAAACGAAUCUCGUUGCCCAGUUUCCCAGUCGUCAAGUUCGUCUGGAAACCGUUCACAGUUAUUAGUCGUGUGGCACCCUCAAGCAAGAAAAUGGCCAAAGAACCGUCUUUCGUCCUCCUCUCCACCAAGCUUCCCGCCGACACGCUCGCCCUAAAACUCUUGGGCCGCAUCGUCGAAGAUAUCAGGCAGCCCACCAACGGAUACCGACCCGAAAACCCGCGCCCGCUGCUCGCCGUCGAGCCGAUCGAAGCAACCGACACAGACGCCACACUCUACUACCACUCCGUAACCGAUGCCCACGCCAAUGCGCAGCUGGGCCGGCUCCUGGAACUCUCUACCAUCACCUCAACCACCGACACGGCCAAACUCGCAGGCAAAAAGAUCAUCACGCGCAUCCUGCCGCAGCACCGCGACGCGUUUGAUGCCAUCGUCCGCGCGCACCGAGAUGCGGUGGAGAAACUGCUCAAGUUCAACGACGGCGUCGCCUACAUGAUCGUCGGAGUUAAGACCAUUUUUGAUGGUUCCGUCGAGGUUGAGCACGCGCGCAGUCGGCAGGCCGACGGGAGGUUGGAGCUGCCUGUUACCCGAAUGGCAGCGGCUGCGGGGAUGCAGGGGUUAUCAACUGGGCUGAAUCUAGGCAAGGCAGUUGACCCGUCCAUCGAGGCGGGACGAGCGGCGACGAGGGAGUGGAUGGCGCGGAACGAGAUCGUUGGCGAGCAGGUGUUUGCGGUGCAGUACCGGCGGGUUGUGUUGCAGAGGGAGGGGCGGUAUCUUUGGAGCAGCAAGAAAACAGUGCAGCUGAAAGCGAUGCAUGUUGUUGAUUUUGGCGAUGGCGUGCUGAGUGAUGCUGGGCAGGUGGCCACGCCGAAGGAGGUUGUGUACGAGGACGAUGACUCGGACGAUGGCGAGGCGGAAGAUGAUGAUCUUCAGGGCUGGGCUCCUGCCCUUGCCGACACAAAACUGUUGGGCGAGGAAGGAGCGAGCCUUGGUGUGACGUUCGUUUCAUAAGCGAAGUGAAUCCGUCUUUGCGGUAACUUAUCCUUGCUCGCCAAGUCGAUAUCAUAGGCCGCGGGCGCGGACGGUGAUUUGGGAAAGAGAAAGCAAGGUAAAAAGAAAUAUUCUUGGGGAUGGUUAAUUAAUAUUAGCGGGAGUCCUUAUGAGUUAAUUAACUAUGCCAGUGACUUAGAGCAAGGAUUACUAUGAGGUCUAUAUUAAUAGAUGCACUUUCGCAGAGCCGACUUAUUAUGGCCUUAGCGGUUAUAUUAUAUAAAAUACUACGUCACCCCUUGCACUUUAGAGCGGUGGUGCAAGGGGUACAAUCAGCCGAAGGCUGAGAGUCCGCGGGCCAAGCAGUUAUCUACAACCAUUACAUUAUUUACGCACUGG
Messenger RNA from Fusarium redolens, 1466 nucleotides. RefSeq lists its product as uncharacterized. The record is from RefSeq and is a predicted model, not a curated record. Bases 171 to 1088 code for a protein of 305 amino acids. The transcript has a single exon. Lineage: Eukaryota; Fungi; Ascomycota; Sordariomycetes; Hypocreales; Nectriaceae.